Molecule: messenger RNA, 1629 nt
Organism: Fraxinus pennsylvanica
Lineage: Eukaryota; Viridiplantae; Streptophyta; Magnoliopsida; Lamiales; Oleaceae
Source: the annotation of a GenBank genome assembly
AUGGAGAUUCCAAGCAAGAAAACCAUAUCAAAAAUGGAAGAUUAUGAAGUAAUAAAACAAAUUGGAAGAGGGCCUUUUGGAGCUGCAUUUCUUGUUCACCAUAAGAUUGAGAAAAAGAAGUAUGUUUUGAAGAAGAUUCGCCUUGCUAAGAAAACUGAAAAAUUUAAGCAUGCUGCACGCCAAGAGAUGGAUUUGAUGGCGAAGCUGAAUAACCCCUACAUAGUCGAGUACAAGGAUGCAUGGGUCGAGAAGGACUGUUGUGUGUGCAUUGUGACAAGUUACUGUGAAGGUGGAGACAUGGCAGAGAUAAUCAGAAAAGCUAGAGGAAUAUUUUUCCCUGAAGAGAAAAUCUGCAAAUGGCUGACUCAAUUACUUCUAGCUGUGGAUUACCUUCACUCUAAUCGCAUCCUUCACCGGGAUCUCAAGUGCUCAAACAUUUUCCUUACAAAAGACAACAAAAUCAGACUUGGUGACUUUGGUUUUGCAAAACUGCUUAGUAAAGACGAUCUCGCUUCAACGGUUGUUGGAACUCCAAACUACAUGUGUCCGGAAAUCCUAGCAGAUAUACCAUAUGGCUACAAAUCAGACACAUGGUCCUUGGGUUGUUGUAUGUUCGAAAUAGCUGCCCAUGUACCUCCAUUUCGAGCUGCAGACAUGGCUGGGCUCGUGAACAAAAUAAAUAGAUCAACUAUUUCUCCUCUCCCAACUGUAUAUUCCUCAACUCUGAAGCAAGUGAUUAGAAGCAUGCUUAGACGAAGCCCAGAACACAGGCCAACAGCUGCAGAACUUUUAAGGCACCCGCAUUUGCAACCAUAUCUUGCGCAAUAUAGCAACUUACCUCCUGUAUUUCUUCCGGUGAAAUGUGAAAUUGAGUCGAAGUGCAGAGCAUCGAGGACGAAAAUUCCUGACAAACCUACAUCGGAUAAAGAUAGAAAACCUAGAACGAAAGGAAUGGUGGAAAGGUCGAAAGAUAUUUCAGAUACAGAGAGAAAGGCACGUUUGCUCACUCACUUAAAAGUUCCAAAACAUAAUUUGAAAAAUCAGGCAGCAGAUCUAAACCAAGUACCUAAAAGGGAUUUGAGAGCUGAAAAGAAUUGUCCCAACAAACACGAAAGUGUAGACUCGGGAUCCUCAUCAGGAUCAAGUACACUGACUGAACGGCACGAAGACACGGAACAAAAAGAAUGUACUCAGCAACUACGUGUUGCUGGUGAAGCUGGUAUUGAUUGUAAGAAUCCUUGCAAGAAACUACACCGAAGAAUGGAAAUGCCAAGUUCGUUUCCUACUUGUAAUAACCGAAUAAUUGAAGGUGAAACGUCGUUGGAAGGUAAGCAAGUAGGCAAAGAUAGAAGUAUAGAGGCACUUGUACAUACAGCUGAAUUCAGAAAAAACAUAUCUGAAAAACGUACUCUAACAUAUGUUGCUCCAAGUGAAGAGAAGGCAGAAGCUAUGGAGACAUUACUUGAACUUUGUGCUCAACUAUUAAAACGAGAAAGGUUCGAGGAACUUGCUGGCGUGCUGAGACCAUUUGGGGAAGACGAAGCUGUAUCGUCGAGAGAAACAGCAAUCUGGUUGACGAAAGGGUUGAUGAAUAUUCAAAGACAAGGUGAAGAAGUUCAGCAGCAUUAG